CGCAAGGUCAGAAAUGGAUAUUGUUUUGUUUUUAAACGUUUUGUUUUAAGACAUUAUGAUGUCACCGCUUGUAUAUAUCCAUGAGUAACUAAACCCGCUUUACCCAAUGCAUACAACAUGUUGACUGCAAGGAAGGCAUGCGUGUCUUUGACAGCCAGACGACUUCUGGGGGCAUCUGUAUCUUCGACCCUUGACCCCCAGCGUCACCCUAGAGCGCUCCGUACCGCCGCCCCACACAGAGAUGAAGUGAAGCUCCACGAGGGCUGGGCUGCCCUGGCCAAGAAGCAGCUGAAAGGGAAAAACCCUGAGGAUCUGAUCUGGAGGACCCCAGAAGGCAUCUCUAUUAAACCUGUAUACACUCAGACAGACACCGCCGCGGUCCAAGAUGAGCUGCCGGGAGUCUUCCCAUUCACCCGAGGGCCUUACCCCACCAUGUACACCUACAGACCCUGGACCAUCAGGCAAUAUGCUGGAUUCAGCACUGUAGAGGAAAGCAACAAGUUUUACAGGGAUAAUAUCAAAGCGGGCCAGCAGGGCCUUUCUGUAGCUUUUGACCUUGCGACACACAGAGGUUAUGACUCUGACAAUCCCAGAGUUCAUGGGGAUGUGGGAAUGGCAGGGGUAGCUAUUGACACCGUAGAAGACACCAAACUGCUGUUCGACGGCAUCCCGCUGGAGAAGAUGUCGGUAUCCAUGACAAUGAACGGAGCCGUCAUUCCCAUUCUAGCCAUGUUCAUCGUGACCGGAGAAGAGCAAGGAGUGCCCAAGGAGAAGCUGACCGGCACCAUCCAGAACGACAUCCUCAAAGAGUUCAUGGUGCGAAACACCUACAUCUUCCCUCCAGAGCCGUCAAUGCACGCCAUCGCUGAUAUCUUCGCCUACACCUCAAAGAAUAUGCCCAAGUUUAAUUCUAUUUCCAUCAGUGGAUACCACAUACAGGAAGCUGGAGCUGAUGCCAUCCUGGAGUUGGCUUACACUAUUGCCAACGGACUGGAGUACUGCAGAACUGGACUGAAGGCUGGACUCACCAUCGAUGAGUUCGCUCCCAGAUUGUCAUUCUUCUGGGGGAUCGGCAUGAACUUUUAUAUGGAAAUAGCAAAGCUGAGGGCAGCGCGGCGAUUGUGGGCGACACUUAUCAAAGAGAAGUUCCAACCCAAGAACUCCAAAUCCCUCCUGCUGAGAACUCACUGUCAGACAUCAGGAUGGUCCCUCACUGAGCAGGACCCUUACAACAAUGUGAUCCGUACCGUGAUUGAGGCCAUGGCUGCAGUGUUUGGAGGCACACAGUCUCUGCACACAAACUCUUUUGACGAGGCUCUGGGUCUGCCCACCGUCAAGAGCGCCCGCAUCGCCCGCAAUACACAGAUCAUCAUCCAGGAGGAGUCGGGCAUCCCGAAGGUGGCUGACCCCUGGGGUGGGUCCUACAUGAUGGAGGCCCUCACCAAUGACGUGUACAACUCAGCACUCAAGUUCAUCACUGAGAUUGAGGACAUGGGCGGUAUGGCUCGUGCUGUAGCUGAGGGAAUUCCCAAACUGCGCAUCGAGGAAUGUGCCGCCCGCAGACAAGCGCGCAUUGAUUCAGGCUCCGAGGUCAUCGUGGGGGUCAACAAGUACCGCCUGGAGAAAGAAGAAACUGUGGACGUGCUCUCCAUCGACAACACUGCUGUGCGUAACAAGCAGAUUGAAAAGCUGUGCAAGGUCAGAGAAAGCAGGGAUGCAGAGGCGGCGAAGAGGUGCUUGGCUGCGAUUGAACAGUGUGCACGUACCAGAGAUGGAAAUCUACUGGAGCUCGCCGUGGAGGCCGCGAGAGCCCGGUGUUCGGUGGGGGAGAUCACAGAUGCCAUGAAAUCUGUUUUUGGGGAGCACAAGGCCAGCACGCGCAUGGUGAGCGGAGCGUACCGCAGUGAAUUCGGCGAGCAUGAGGAGAUAGCGCUGGCGCACAACAGAGUCAUACAGUUCAAAAAGCAUGAAGGCAGAAAUCCCCGUCUGCUCGUGGCCAAAAUGGGACAGGACGGUCAUGAUAGAGGGGCAAAGGUCAUCGCCACUGGAUUUGCAGACCUUGGGUUUGAUGUGGACGUCGGCCCGCUUUUUCAGACCCCGCUGGAGGUCGCCCAGCAGGCCGUGGAUGCAGACGUACAUUGCGUGGGUGUCAGCACACUGGCAGCUGGACACAAGACCCUCGUGCCCGAACUCAUCAAAGAGCUGCGUAACCUCAACCGACCCGAUAUCAUGGUGAUCUGCGGAGGGGUCAUACCGCCACAGGUAACAACUGCCUCCUGA
Molecule: messenger RNA, 2280 nt
Organism: Sinocyclocheilus anshuiensis
Lineage: Eukaryota; Metazoa; Chordata; Actinopteri; Cypriniformes; Cyprinidae
Product: methylmalonyl-CoA mutase, mitochondrial-like
Exons: 12
Coding region: 118-2280 (720 amino acids)
Cellular component (GO): cytoplasm; mitochondrion
Molecular function (GO): metal ion binding; methylmalonyl-CoA mutase activity; cobalamin binding
Source: RefSeq, a predicted model, not a curated record